GGCAGGUGCUGGAUGGCUUUCUUCUUCCCCGGCUGCAGAAAGCAUGGCGAGCAGCUGAGCCGCGAAGGCGGUAGCGGGAUCGUCGGUGGUGGCGGAGCCCCGUUUCAGACAGACUUGGAAAAUAUUUAAUUCUCAACAAAUGAAUUCCACACUUGAACUCUGCCUCAUUCCUGUGCCACCUCCUCCUUUAGAAAACUGAUCUCAAAGCAGAGAGAGAAGAUUAGAAGGUAAAGGAAGAUGCUGGGCUCAGAACGUGGUGUUGUAGAAGAAUGGUUAUCAGAAUUCAAGGCAUUACCUGACACUCAGAUUACCAAUUAUGCAGCAACUUUACACCGGAAAAAAACGCUUGUGCCAGCCCUCUAUAAAGUUAUUCAAGAUUCAGACAAUGAGCUCCUGGAACCUGUUUGCCAUCAGCUGUUUGAGCUCUACCGUAGCUCUGAAGUUCGACUUAAGAGGUUCACACUACAGUUUUUACCAGAAUUGAUGUGGGUUUAUUUACGGCUUACAGUUAGCCGAGACAGACAGAGUAAUGGCUGCAUUGAAGCACUUCUGCUAGGAAUUUAUAAUUUGGAAAUUGCUGAUAAAGAUGGAAACAAUAAAGUGCUGUCUUUCACUAUCCCCUCCUUAUCCAAGCCUUCAAUAUACCAUGAACCCUCAACAAUUGGAUCCAUGGCUUUGACAGAAGGGGCAUUGUGUCAGCAUGAUCUCAUCAGAGUUGUAUAUAGUGAUCUUCAUCCUCAGAGGGAAACAUUCACUGCACAAAACCGGUUUGAAGUCUUGAGUUUUCUCCUGCUAUGCUAUAAUUCUGCUAUUGUAUAUAUGCCUGCCUCAUCUUACCAGUCUCUUUGUCGGAUGGGCUCCAGGGUUUGUGUGAGUGGGUUUCCACGGCAACAUGAAAAACAAUGGAAGGAACUCUGUGGUCGAAUAGUAUUGGAUCCUGAAUUCAUGGUGCAACUUCUCACAGGAGUUUAUUAUGCCAUGUAUAAUGGUCAGUGGGACCUUGGCCAGGAAGUACUUGAUGACAUCAUUUAUAGAGCUCAACUAGAACUCUUCUCUCAACCACUGUUGGUAGCUAAUGCCAUGAAAAACUCAUUACCAUUUGAUGCUCCUGAUUCUUCACAAGAAGGCCAGAAAGUACUUAAGGUUGAAGUCACUCCUACAGUACCAAGGGUUUCCCGGACGGCAAUUACAACUGCUUCGAUCCGCCGUCACAGAUGGAGGAGAGAAGAUGGCUUUGACUUCUCAAACGAGGCUGACUCGAGUAUUCCUGGCUCCCCGAUCCAACACGGCUCCACUGACCUAGGGAUCAAACGUGUGCAAGAGGGGGAGGUGCUGGUGCGCAGGACCCCUGAGCACGGCUCGCCGGAGCCCAACUCAGCAGCAGCCACAACAGAGGGUGCAGAAGGUCUAAAUGGAGGAGAGGAGUCUGUAAACCUGAAUGAUGCAGAUGAAGGAUUUUCAUCUGGGGCUUCCCUCAGCAGCCAGCCAAUCGGGACCAAACCAUCCUCUUCUCAGAGGGGAAGCCUACGGAAGGUAGCAACUGGGCGUUCAGCCAAAGACAAAGAAACAGCAUCUGCCAUCAAAUCCAGUGAUAGCCCUCGAGAUUCAGGAGUUCGCAAGCAGUUUGUACAGCAACCAGCUGAUCUUAGUGUAGAUUCAAUUGAGCUGACACCAAUGAAGAAACACCUGAGCCUGCCUGCUGGCCAGGUGGUGCCAAAAACCAGUAGUUUAAGUCUAAUCCGGACAGCCAGUGCUUCCUCAAGUAAAUCAUUUGACUAUGUAAAUGGCAGUCAAGCAAGUACCAGCAUUGGGGUUGGCACUGAGGGAGCUACUAAUCUAGCAGCUAACAAUACUAAUCGAUACUCAACUAUCAGUCUACAGGAAGACCGGCUAGGUCAAACUGGAGAAGGUAAAGAGCUCCUCAGCCCAGGAGCCCCCUUAACCAAGCAGUCUCGAUCCCCAAGUUUCAAUAUGCAGCUCAUAUCCCAGGUGUAGUUCUGACAUCCUCUCCUUUCUGCUUAACUGUCUAGACUGAACAUUUCAUUGUGCAAGACACUUCAUCCCACAUUGUGAAAAUAUUGUUGGAUUGUAAUCAGAUUUGAGUUAGUUUAGGUAUCUUCAUACUGUAUUUUGUAUGGAAACAGCAAUAAGGUUUUCUUUUCCUUCCUUCCUAUAUCCUUUCUUUACCUAUUCCUUGUAAAUGUGUUUGUGAAGCAGUAUAAAAUGUUUGCCUUUUCCAUGCCUUCCUUUCUCCUUGGGUGAUGUGCAAUCCAUCGUAGGCUGAUCAGUCCCAUUUCAACACUGUGAGACUGAGAUAUGUUCGAGGAAAUGGUGUAUAUGAUCCCUAUGAAAUGAUUCUUUGGCUUUUGUUUAAAAACAAAACGGGUUUAUUCACAUAAUCUAUGGAACUAUGAAGAUAACUGGAUCAUAUUUUUUUCUCUGUUAACCAGGAGUGCCUCAGAGAUUCUGCUAUGACUUUGGACUUCUCUGAGUCUGUGCAAUUGUAUAUUAUUGAGAAGCAUGGGGAAAGGUGGUAGACUGCUGCACUUUUCAUUAAAAUGAGGGUAGCUCUUUUUUCCCCAACUUUUCCCUUAAUCCCUAGGACAUACAUGUUUAAUUAUGGAGGCAUUUGAAUCAAUUUGUGACCACCUUUAUUGGAGGGUGGGGCUCUAAGUUGGUUGUGUAAUUGAUAAUGCACUUUCUCAAUGGCUCUCUAGUCAUUAGCAACAUGUCUUCCCUCUUCCCACAAGGAUUUAAGGGCAUUUUUGUCCUUGAAGUUUGAACUAACAAAUCAGAGAAUCCAAGGGCCAUGUUCUAUUUCCAGGAAUGAUAGACACUUUGGUGCUGGGGUUUCGUGGGGGGAGGGGUGCUUUUUGUUUAGCUUGUGUGGGAUUGUAUGUGAGGGGAAGUUUUUUUGUUUUUUGUUUUUUCCCCCUUUGUGAGCUGAUGAUGACUGAAGUAGAAUUGUACGUCUUCAGGUAAAGAGAGGGAUUUCUCAGUCCACUUUGUGUGAUGUCAGACUAUUGGAGAAACCCUUUCAGCUGCUUUCUAGAUGUACCUAAAUUCAGUCAGAUACUGGAUUAAGAAACCUAAAGUUCUGAUAGAUCAUAUACUCCAAGGAAAUACAUCAGGGAUAGAUAAUUGGCUGAAAACACUGAUGCUUCAAUGUGACACAUUUUUAUAGAAUAUUUCUACCAGGGGGUACUGACUUAAUUUCUCCUACAAGGACCACACUGCCUUUGUGUUCAAUGCAAUUUGUGUAUCUUCUAAUCAUAUCUACAAAGUCUGUCAUUUUUAUAAAACUUUGAAAUCAUGCCAGUAAGCUGGAUGUUGAAUGUAUGUAAGUAGCAUUUAGUAACUGCUAAAUGGGAACAAAAGUACUUUAUUGGUUUAAAUUUCUUUGUUCUGAUUUGAUUGGAUAAGACUUUACUAUAACCCCUUCUGGGUCUCAGGCUCUAAUGUUUGAAAAGAAAGGAAUAUGUUGGGUUUUUGAAAAUCAGUAUUGUGACUUGAACUGCUGCAAAUUAUUCAUCCAACAAAUAUAUCGGUUAAACAUAUCUGUGUACAUUUAGACAUGUUUGUUAUUGUGGAAGAAAAAUAUACUGAGUUUAUAGAAAGCAA
Molecule: messenger RNA, 3621 nt
Organism: Jaculus jaculus (lesser Egyptian jerboa)
Lineage: Eukaryota; Metazoa; Chordata; Mammalia; Rodentia; Dipodidae
Gene: Hycc2
Product: family with sequence similarity 126 member B
Exons: 13
Coding region: 238-1995 (585 amino acids)
Biological process (GO): phosphatidylinositol phosphate biosynthetic process; protein localization to plasma membrane
Cellular component (GO): plasma membrane
Source: RefSeq, a predicted model, not a curated record